AUGAAAUUUCUCGCAAUUUUCAGUAUUUUAUCGUUGCAAAUUGACUGCCAAAUGCUCUACAAACUGCAAUGUCCGGUGAAUAAUUACGCGUGGGGUGCAAAAGGCGAGUCAAGUAUGGCUGCAAUUCUCGCGCUCGCUGGCAAUCACAUCUCCCACAUCGACCCGAAUAAAACGUAUGCUGAAUUUUGGGUGGGGACACAUCAAAAUGGACCGGCGCGAGUUAUAGAACUCGGGAAAUCGCUAGAGGAAGCGAUUCGGGAGAAUCGCGAGUUGGUCGGCGAGAAGGAGAGCGAAAAAUUGACGUUUUUGUUCAAGGUUUUGUCGGUGGCAGGACCACUUUCUAUUCAAAUUCAUCCAACUAAAGUGAGCUAAUUUUUAAUGAAAAAUAUAGGUUUUCUAGUAGAUUUCGAGGUGCUGAUCAUUAUUCCCUUGUCAAAAAUUGCAAAUCUCAACUCCUAAUAUGAGUUAUCAAGUGGCAAAGUUGGAAAAUUGGGACUUUAGAAGGUCAGAACUAGAUUUCAAAAUGAUGUUUUUGAAAAUUUGAUAUCAUAGCGUUGUUCAGAAGGGUCGAUAACAUAAAGUUCAAUAAAUUUUCUGUAGUCUGAACGAUUUUUCAGAAAAGUUAUUGAACUUUAUGUUAUCAACCUUUCUGAACAGCGCUAUGCUAUCAAAUUUUCAUGAACAUCAUUUUGAAAUCUAGUUCUGACCUCCUAAAGUCCCAUUUUUCCAACUUUGCCACUUGAUAACUCAUAUUAGGAGUUGAGAUUUGCAAUUUUUGACAACGGAAUAAUAAUCAGCGGCUCGAAAACUAUUAGAAAAAAUAUAUUUCAUUUGAAAAAUUUCUUUAAAAGUUUCGGAUUUCAGAAAAACCUUCUGUAAUUAUGUAAUCCAUCUUCCUGAAUCAAAUUCUCAUGAAAAUUAUUCUCAAAGUCAGCUAUAGCUUUGUAAAAUCCCAAAUUUGCCACGUCAUAACUCAUAUUUGGACGAUUUUUGAUGAAAUAUAUGUUUUCUAGUAGUUUUCGAGUCAAAAAUUGCAAAUCUCAGAAAGAUUUCCGGAUUUUAAAUAGAAGCUAACUUUCUGAUAUAAAGUUAGUUAGCCUUGUAAGAUCUGGAAAUUUUCAUAACUCAUAUUAGGAGUUGAGAUUUGCAAUUUUAGACAAUGGAAUAAUGAUCAGCGGGUCGAAAACUACUAGAAAACCUAUAUUUCAUCAAAAAUCCACCAAAUAUGAGUUAUGACGUGGCAAAAUUGGGACUUUACCAAGCUAUGGCUGAUUUUGAGAGUAAUUUUCAUGAGAGUUUGAUUCAGGAAGGUUUUUUUUCUGAAAUUUGAAAAAUUUCGGGAAAAUCUUCUGUAAGUUAACCUAAGUCAAAUUUUCCAGGCUCAAGGCAAAAUCCUGCACUCCAAAGACCCCAAAAACUAUCCCGACGAUAAUCAUAAACCAGAAAUCGCCAUAGCAUUGACAGAAUUCGAACUUUUGUCGGGAUUUCGACAACAUUCACAGAUUUCGGAUUUCCUGAAGCGUGGGUUUCUUGUUUAUUCAAAAAAAAAUCGAUAAAUUUUCCCUUUCAGUGUAUUCUGAGAUUCAAGAGCUUCUCAGUGACGAGGAUCGCGUGCAAAUCGAUAAUUUGGGCUCGUUUGGUGAGAGCAGUUCGAAGGCACUCAAGAUUAUUUUUUCGAGAAUUUGGAGGAGUGAAAAAUCGAAGUUGGGAGUUGUUGUGGAGAAAUUGGCGAAUCGAUUGGCGGGGCAAGGUGAUUUUUAACGAAUUUUAAAAUUCGCGCUUCAGAAUUUUAAAUUUUCUUUCCCGGAUAAAAUAAAACUUUCGAUUUUCAAAGGAACUUCAAAAGAUUGUGAAAUGAACUUUUGACAAAACACGGUGAAAUGUACUGAAUCGAACACGCUGAUCACGAUUCAGAUGUCAAAAAUUGCCAGGAACAAUUUCGAGCACUAAUUUUGAGCUCCAAAUUUGAAAUUGAGUUCUGUUUUUCGGCAAUUUUCCUCGAGUUUCCGGAAAAAUCAAAUUUUAUAACAUAUUCAAGUUAUAAAAUUCGAUUUUUCUGCAGAACGGAAAAUUGCCAAAAACCAGAACUCAAUUUCAAGUUUGGAGCUAAAAUUAAUGCUCACAGAUGUUUCUGGCAAUUUUUGACAUCUGAAUCGUGAUCAGCGUGUUCGAUUCAGUACAUUUCACCGUGUUUUGUCAAAAGUUCAUUUCACAACCUUUUGAAGUUCCCUUGAGAAUCGAAAGUUUUAUUUUAUCCGCGAAAGAAAAUUCAAAAAUUUAAAUUUCUGAGCAAUGGGUUGGUUUGUCAAUCAGAUUAAUUUGACAAAAAUCCACUGUUUCAAAAAAUAUUUUAUGAAUUUUCACGACAAUUUUUAUUAAUCUUAUCGAAGCCUCCAAAAUGCCAACCUAAUUUUUUUGAAACAGCAAAUUUUUUUGUUGAAAACUUCAGACCAAAAUUGAUGGAUUAUAAUCCUGAAAUUUUGAAUUUUUGAAUUCCAGUCAAAAAUUCAAAUAAAAUUGUAUUAUCAAAAUAAAAAUAUUUGGCAAAAAAACGGAGCCCAGAAAUUCAAAUGAUACUCUUCCCAAGUACGGUGUUUCUUUCAGUCGCUGCGAGACCCACAUGUGCGUCUUUGACUUUGUUUCUCUGCCCAAUGGUGUGGUCUCGAAACGGUGUUAGUGACGCAGAGAAAUACCGUACUUGGGGAAAUUGGGAUUUGAAUUUCUGGCUUCUCUUUUUUUGCCAAAUCUUUUUACUUUGAUAAUACAUUUUGUAACUUAUUCUAAAAAAAAUGUCUGAAAUUUUGAAUUUUCAAAAUUUUUCACAAUGAAAAUAUUUUUGAGUUGUUUCGUUUCAAAAAUCCGGGGAUUUUUGGAAAUCUGAAAUAAAAACAUUCAAAAAAAAUUGCUCAAAAAUCUACUGUUUCUAAAGCCUACAGAAAUUCCAAGAAUUUAACAAUGUCAGAAACUCCUACAUUUUUUGAAACAGCAAAUUUUUUGUUGAAAGUUUCUGACCAAUUUAAAUCCUGAAUUCUUUAAUUUCGAAAAAACGUGAUUUUUGGACGAAAAGUUUCUUUUUUUGAGAUUUUUAGGCUGGAAAAUUAGUUUUCAAAUGACUAAAAUUUUCCAGAAUUAAAUAUGUUUCAAAACUUUACUGUUUUUCGCGCGAAAAAUGAAGCUUAAAAAAUUUCCAGAAAUCAAAUCGCAACUCGACGAACUCAUCGUGUAUCUAGCCAGUUUAUACCCAGGAGAUGUCGGUGUUUUCGCUCCAAUCUUCCUCAAUCAUUUCAAACUUCAACCAGGCGAAGCUACGUUUCUGGAGCCAAAUAUGCCACACGCAUAUUUAAAAGGCGAUUGUGUUGAGUGCAUGAGUUGUAGUGAUAAUACAAUUCGAGCUGGUCUAACUCCCAAAUAUAUUGAUGUUGAGUAGGUUAUGACGUGGCAUUUUUUGAGCUGAAAAUCAAUCUGAAAUUUCAGAUCUCUGGUGGAAAUGUUGAAUUAUUCGGAGACACUUCUACCAAAAUAUAUUCCAAAUGAGUUGGCGGAUCAUACGAAAUUAUUCACGCCGAAGGGAAUUGAUGAAUUUUGGGUGCAGGAAGUUAAGGUAACUUUUUUUGGCGGGAAAUCCACGUUUUUUUGACACCAAAUAAGCAUGGGUUACUGUAGAUUUUAGGGCCAAAAUCGGGAAUUUUCUGAAAUUUUUAGAUCAAAAUUUCCCCAAAAUGUGAAGAUUUGAAAAAAUGGCUGAAAUUUUUGAAUUUUCAGCCAAAUUAUGGAGUUUUUAAUGGAAAAUGAGUUACUAGAAGGUUUUGAGCAUGAAAACUUGAAAAUUUAAUGAAAAAUUCCAGAUUUUAUGAAUUUUCAUGCUGAAAAUUCUCAAGAUUUGAAAAAAUAGCUGAAAUUUCAUUGAAAAUUGCAUUUUUAGAGUUAAUUUAACUGAAAAUCCACGUAUUUUGAGACCAAACAAGCCUAGGAUUACUGUAGAUUGCUGAAAAUUACAGAUUUUUCUGAAAUUCUGAAAAAUUCCAGAUUUUCAGCAAUUUUCAGCGCGAAUUUAACGAUUUCCAGACAAAAAUCAAUAAUUCCAGGGAUCCACCGGCGCAAAAUUCGAUCUACCAUUCGCCGAAUCCGCCUCAGUUCUCACAGUUCUUUCCGGAUCCGCAAAUGUGACCUCUGCGGAAACGCGGAAACCGGAAACCAUCAAAAAAGGAGAGGUUUUAUUCAUUUCCGCGUCGAGAUGCGGAAAAAAUCAGCCGAAAAUCGAAAUUUCCGAAGAUUUUUGGGCGUUCCGAGCGUUUCAACCAAGUUCUUCAGCGAUUUCAAAUUUUCAAAAUUAA
Molecule: messenger RNA, 4334 nt
Organism: Caenorhabditis angaria
Lineage: Eukaryota; Metazoa; Nematoda; Chromadorea; Rhabditida; Rhabditidae
Source: the annotation of a GenBank genome assembly